GAGAGAGGAAGGACGGAGGGAAAGAAGGAAGGAGAACUGAGACGAGGGAGAGGGAGAGAAAUGUCCUCCGCCACCGUCACCGCUGCCGACACCACCGUCGUGCCAGAGACGGCGGAAGCAGAAAUGAAGACGUACUGGUGUCACGAAUGCGACAUGAGCGUUGCUCUGUCCUCCCCUUCUUCGUCUUCAACCUCCUCCUCCUCGUCGACUCUUCUCUGUCCCCACUGCCACACCCAUUUCCUUGAACUCAUGGACUCCCCUUUCUUCCCUCAAUCUGACUCUCACUCAUUCCCCUCUUCGCUUUCCCUCUUCGACUCCCCCUACAUCCACCACCUAAUCCAGAACCACCUCCUUACCUCGGACGACGACGACGACGACGGUGAACUUGAGUUCGACGACACUUUUGAAGACCCGUUAUCUCUGCUCUCCACACUGCCAAAUAGUACCUCCAAAUCUUGCUCUGAUUCUGUGCCCACUAUAGUAGUUACCUCUUCCUUGCUAUCGCAGCUUGACCCUGGAGGGGUUCUCUGUGCGGUUUGCAAGGACACAAUUGGGGUUGAUGCGGAGGCUAAGCAGCUUCCGUGUAAGCAUUUAUACCACUCCGAUUGUAUCACGCCUUGGCUGGAGCACCACAAUUCUUGCCCGCUUUGUCGCUUUCAGCUGGUCGGUGAACAAGAGGAGGAUGGGGUUUCUCAGGCAAGGAGGAUCAGAAGGCAGUUGAGAACGGCCAUGAUGAGGUUGUCUGAAUUGAUGGAGGAGGAGGAUGAUUUCUAUGGGUUGAGGACUACUCUGAGUCACAUUGCUAGUAGACACCGCGUUCUUUCUUCUGCUGUUUCGGAUCAUAGGGAUGAUGAGAACCCUUCUGAUUCCCUGGCCUCCCCUCGGGUGACGGAACCAGAUUCUGUGUCUGCUGGUGGCAGUGAAAAUUCGGAGGCUCUUUCGAGCUGAUUGGUCAGUUCCGCCAAUUCAACACGAUAUUAGGCAUAGGGUUUUUUAUAUGUCAAAGAAAUCACGAAGUUGUGUCACUAUAGAUCGGCUAAUCAAAUAUAAAUCUGCAGCGGCAGCAGUGCUAAUCUUUUUAGUUUUUAUUUUUUUUCCCCUCUUUUUUGGGGGUAAUUUGGAAAAAUUUUAGGUAGACUCAGUUUGAAAAAUGAGAGUAGAUCAAAUCUAUCAUAAAACCACGCAAGGAUCUCACGAUGAAGUGCAUCUUCAUGAUUGUUUUGGUCUACUUUUGCAAACCGGGUCUAUCUAUGAAGCUUAAUAAUUUUGCUAGCUAGUUGCAGUACUGAGGUGAACAUUACAAUAAACUAGUGGGGUGCAUGUGUGCUGUGCAUUCCUCUUCCUAGCUUCCCCAGGCUCUCAAUCUUCUUCGUUUUGUCCAUAGAAAGCAGUCUGUCAAAAGCUAAUUUCCGUUCACGUUGUCUGCAAUAAAAUGUUUGUGAGUUUCGUGUAUCAUCUGCCAUGUAUCUGAACUGAUCUCCACUGAAUCAUUUGGAAUGAACCAGUCUUUGAUUUCACUUAUGAAGUUAA
This is a messenger RNA of Prosopis cineraria, 1530 nucleotides long. Its product is annotated as E3 ubiquitin-protein ligase RING1-like. NCBI's taxonomy places the organism in Eukaryota, Viridiplantae, Streptophyta, Magnoliopsida, Fabales, Fabaceae. The transcript is spliced from 2 exons. The record is from RefSeq and is a predicted model, not a curated record. Gene Ontology annotation, molecular function: ubiquitin protein ligase activity. The coding region runs from base 61 to 948 and encodes 295 amino acids.